AUGUCAAAUCAAGGAAUGGCGUUAAGAGAAUGGAUUCAGCAUCUCUGUUCAAUUUCCAAUAAAGUGAAACUGUAUGAAGCCGAUUUUCGUGUAGGAGAUAUGGAAUUAGACAUUCAAUCACUCCGGAAUGCGUUCCCAAAACUUCGAAAAAUCGACAUAUACGGCUCGCAAAAUGAAAAUUUCGAACACGAGAUUCUUAACGCCCAAUUUAUUCUGAGAGCGUUUCUACCAUAUGUUAAAGAAGUCCAAUUGUUUCAUGUCCCUCUUGGAGAGAACCUUUCCUUUCAACACAUUGGGAUGGCGAAUUUAAAAAAUCUGGACUUCGUUCAUCCAAAAAAUUUGAAUUUUGAUUGUCUCCUCACAUUAAAUGUUCAAAUGUGCAUGUUACAAACAGAUCAAAUGCCACUUCGCGAUCUGAAUCAUUUUUUCAAAUUGUGGAUUAAAGGAUCCAAUCCAAGAUUGAAGGCAUUGAGCGUUUGGUGUGACACGGAAACCGUUCCUGACUGGAAUGUAUUGCUCAAAGGAUUGAGAACUAAAGGACUAGAAAAAGUAGAAGAAGAAGAAGGAGGAGAAAUAGAAGAUGAAGAUGAACAAGAAGAUGACGAAGUAGAAGACGAAGAUGAAGUAGACGAAGAAGAACAAUCAGAAGAAGAAUCACACGUGGAAUCGGAAGAAUCGGAAUCAGAAAGAUCAGAAUCAGAAGAAGAAUCAGGAGAAGAACUGGACGAAGAAGAAAUGGAAGGAGGAGAAGGGAAGAAGUUCUUCAUAAUGAACUGUCAUGGUAUGAGCGGUCAAAUCGAAGUCAAACAUUUCGAAGGAUCUGCUAGUGUUACGUUUUUUGUUUCAAAAAUUAAUUGGUCAGAUAAAGCUUCUCAUUGGACCUAA
Messenger RNA from Caenorhabditis briggsae, 885 nucleotides. The record is from RefSeq and is a predicted model, not a curated record. The transcript has a single exon. Bases 1 to 885 code for a protein of 294 amino acids. NCBI's taxonomy places the organism in Eukaryota, Metazoa, Nematoda, Chromadorea, Rhabditida, Rhabditidae.